This is a messenger RNA of Amborella trichopoda, 288 nucleotides long. Lineage: Eukaryota; Viridiplantae; Streptophyta; Magnoliopsida; Amborellales; Amborellaceae. The record is from the annotation of a RefSeq genome assembly.
AUGGAUGGAAUCAAAUAUGCAGUAUUUACAGAAAAAAGUAUUCGGUUAUUGGGGAACAAUCAAUAUACUUCUAAUGUCGAAUCAGGAUCAACUAGGGCAGAAAUAAAGCAUUGGAUCGAACUCUUCUUUGGUGUCAAGGUAAUAGCUAUGAAUAGUCAUCGACUCCCGGUCCCGGGAAAGGGUAGAAGAAUGGGACCUCUUAUGGGACAUAGAAUGCAUUACAGACGUAUGAUCAUUACGCUUCAACCGGGUUAUUCUAUUCCACCUCUUAUAGAGAAAAGGACUUAA